Molecule: messenger RNA, 3517 nt
Organism: Lates calcarifer (barramundi perch)
Lineage: Eukaryota; Metazoa; Chordata; Actinopteri; Centropomidae
Gene: tm9sf3
Product: transmembrane 9 superfamily member 3
Exons: 15
Coding region: 100-1860 (586 amino acids)
Biological process (GO): protein localization to membrane
Cellular component (GO): membrane
Source: RefSeq, a predicted model, not a curated record
CAUCCCUAAAAAUUGCCUCUGUCAUACAACCAGGAAGAAGGUGGGAUAGCCCUGCAAAGCUAACAUCCCCAAUCUUUCUGCAUACUUUCUCCGAAAAUAAUGGGAUCGUCCAGGUGGAAGGUGGCAGCGGCGGCGUUUCUCGCUAUAUUAGGCUCUUUAUUACCUGUCGACGCAGAUGAACACGAACACACGUACACAGAUAAGGAGGAGGUAGUUUUAUGGAUGAACACAGUGGGGCCUUACCACAACCGACAGGAGACAUACAAGUACUUCUCUUUGCCCUUUUGCGCGGGCUCCAAGAAGACCAUCAGUCAUUACCAUGAAACACUCGGAGAGGCUUUGCAGGGAGUGGAGCUGGAGUUCAGUGGCCUGGACAUAAAGUUCAAAGACGAGGUCAUGCAGACGACAUACUGUGAAAUCGACCUGGACAAAGCCAAAAAGGACGCCUUUGUCUACGCCAUAAAGAAUCACUACUGGUACCAAAUGUACAUAGACGACCUGCCCAUCUGGGGUAUUGUUGGUGAGGCUGAUGAAAACGGAGAUGAUCAUUACCUGUGGACGUACAAGAAACUGGAGAUCGGCUUCAACGGCAACAGGAUUGUUGAUGUCAAUCUGACCAGCGAGGGGAAAGUCAAACUCGUGCCAAACACUAAAAUCCCAAUGUCUUACUCUGUGAAGUGGAAGAAGUCAGAUGUGAAGUUUGAGGACAGAUUCGACAAAUACCUCGACCCAUCCUUCUUCCAGCACAGGAUUCACUGGUUCUCCAUCUUUAACUCCUUCAUGAUGGUCAUUUUCCUGGUGGGUCUGGUGUCCAUGAUUCUGAUGAGAACACUAAGAAAGGAUUACGCCAGAUACAGCAAAGAGGAGGAAAUGGAUGACAUGGACAGAGACCUGGGAGAUGAAUACGGGUGGAAGCAGGUCCACGGCGACGUGUUUCGGCCGUCGAGCCACCCGCUGAUCUUCUCUUCUCUCAUCGGCUCCGGCUGCCAGAUCUUCUCUGUCUCCCUCAUCGUCAUCAUCGUCGCUAUGGUUGAGGAUCUGUACACAGAGAGAGGAUCCAUGCUGAGCACAGCCAUUUUUGUGUAUGCUGCAACCUCCCCCGUCAAUGGCUACUUUGGGGGAAGUUUGUAUGCAAAACAAGGAGGCAGAAGAUGGAUCAAACAGAUGUUCAUCGGGGCCUUCAUGAUCCCAGCCAUGGUGUGCGGGACGGCCUUCUUCAUCAACUUCAUCGCCAUCUACUACCACGCCUCCAGAGCCAUCCCAUUUGGCACCAUGGUUGCUGUUUGCUGUAUCUGCUUCUUUGUCAUUCUGCCGCUAAACCUCGUGGGAACAAUCCUGGGGAGGAAUCUGUCGGGCCAGCCAAACUUCCCCUGCCGAGUGAACGCCGUGCCGCGACCCAUCCCCGAGAAGAAAUGGUUCAUGGAGCCGGCCGUCAUCGUCUGCCUCGGAGGAAUCCUCCCAUUUGGCUCCAUUUUCAUUGAGAUGUACUUCAUCUUCACGUCCUUUUGGGCCUAUAAAAUCUACUACGUGUACGGCUUCAUGAUGCUGGUCCUGGUUAUCCUCUGCAUCGUGACCGUGUGCGUCACCAUCGUCUGCACGUACUUCCUGCUCAACGCUGAGGAUUACAGAUGGCAAUGGACAAGCUUCCUCUCUGCUGCAUCCACCGCCGUUUAUGUUUACAUGUACUCCUUUUACUACUAUUUCUUCAAAACUAAGAUGUACGGGCUGUUCCAGACGUCCUUCUACUUUGGUUACAUGGCUGUUUUCAGCACUGCUCUAGGAAUCAUGUGUGGUGCCGUCGGAUACAUGGGAACAAGUGCCUUCGUGAGGAAGAUCUACACAAAUGUGAAAAUUGACUAAAGAGGCGAAGCAGUAAAAACAGGGAUAUUAACAGAUUUGCCUACGACGGCGGGCACAAGUCAUUCUUUAUUACUUUUCUUUCUUGCAAAGAGAUUGUGAGAAUCUCACUUUGUACAAUGUAGUUUUUUCUCCAUUUUCUGAAUGAAUUUCCACGCCGCAACUCACAAAGUGAACGAGAGCAAAUCUGCGGGAGGAGGAGAGAUUAUCAAACACACAAGGUUCUGUUUGUUUUUGUUUUUUUAAUCAGUUGUUGCUUUCAAGGAGAAAUGUUGAGGCGAAUGUUAAGGCUGACAUGGCUUCUCUUUUCCAACCCAGUCCCACCUGAGACCAGAGAACAUAAAUGUUUAUCGAUGGAAUAGUGUAGCUCUCUUCAGUGAAGAGGCCUAAGUGUAUUGAAAGCCUUUGUUCUAUUGUGUCAGAAUAUUGGAGAGUUGGGUUUGUGCCCGCGUUCUGACUUGAUUUCUAUUUUGUAUUCUUGAAGUCGCUCAUAAAAUAUCGUUACUAAACAGUACAGUAGUUUGUUUCAGAUCUACUUCCACUGCGAAAUGAAAAAAAAAAAAAAGCUGUCGUCACUUGAGAAUCAUUCCCCCAUUUUGACGAUUCUUAAUUCCCUGUUACAGUAGCAAUCCAUCCAGUCGAUGAUUUUAGUCCUGCUGUAGUUUUACUGUACGGACGAGAGCAGACGGACUCAUCAGCGGUUGAGGUACAGUAAGUAAGACAGACCUGAUUUUUAAAUGGAUGUUUGAUGUGAUCCCAUUUUCCCCGUUUAGUCUUUGUUUUCUUAAUGUUUGGGUUUGAAUGAAGUCUACUUGUAAAGAUAAUAUAUGGAUGGGGGGCGGGGGGAGGGGGAGUGUAUAUAACCUUAAUAAUGUACCUUUAGAUGUAGAUCCCAAAUGUAUUUUCGUUGUACAGAUUUACUACAGGGUGUUUUUUUUAAAUGAAUCAUUCAGUUAAAAACAAAAAAAGGUAUAUUUUGUUUUUUUUUUUGUUUGUUUGUUUGGUGCUUGGGGUGGGGCUGGUGGCGCUGUUACAUCUUGCCUGAAAUUGCAUGAAGUUUUCACCAAACCAUCUGAUCGUCAAAUUUUCACUUCAGUCAGCGCUGUCAUGUUCUUCUUUUUUGAUUGAUUGUGAGCAUCUUCUCAGUCAUCAAAAUGUAAAAAAGGUACAUUUUGAUGACCGGUAAUCCUCCUUACGGACACUCUUAUUAUUCUUAUUUUUGAUUUCAUAUAUUAUUUAAAGCUUUAAAAUAAAAAAACAGGCUCUACAUCUUCUGGUAAGCCAUUUUCCCUUCACGUUCUUUCUGUUGCCGAACCUGAAACAUCAUCUGUGAAUGUCAGGAGGAAUCAGGCAGUUGCUUUGUUUCCACAAAACAUACUGUACAAAGUGAAGUUUAUGUACACUUAAAACUAGAUGUUUUCAUAACCACACACAGUGCUGCCGAGUGUUUCAAAUGCUUUUUUCCAUUUUGUGUAAAUACAGUACGUACCCUACUUGUAUGAGAAGUGGCAAUGCCUUCUAUUUUUUUUCUAACUUCCAGUUCUCCCCCACUGAAGUUAAUUUUGGCACCUCAUGUUGUGUACCAAUGUCUGAUUGGACAUUUUGAACCUGCAUAUUAACUUGCUGUAAAAAGAGAAAAUAAACAUGUUUAUGUACAGGG